Messenger RNA from Cannabis sativa, 441 nucleotides. Its product is annotated as auxin-induced protein 15A-like. The transcript has a single exon. NCBI's taxonomy places the organism in Eukaryota, Viridiplantae, Streptophyta, Magnoliopsida, Rosales, Cannabaceae. The record is from RefSeq and is a predicted model, not a curated record. Gene Ontology annotation, biological process: response to auxin. Bases 1 to 279 code for a protein of 92 amino acids.
AUGGGUUUUCGCUUUGCUAGCUUAGUUCAUGCCAAGCAACUCAUUCAGAAGCCUUUCUCAAGUACAAAAGAUGUUCCAAAAGGGUACUUGGCAGUUUAUGUUGGGGAGAAGAGAAUGAAGAGAUUUGUAAUCCCUAUAUCAUUCUUGAACCAGCCAUCAUUUCAAGACUUGCUAAAUCAAGCUGAACAAGAGUUUGGAUUCGAUCAUCCAAUGGGAGCUCUUACGAUUCCCUGCAAUGAAGAUGCCUUCAUUGAACUUGUUUCUCGCUUAAGCGUUUAACUAUGAGUAGAUAGAAAUAGUAGAAUAACUGCUAACAAUACCACAGAUUACUACAAUUUUUUAAAGGCAGAAAUGCCAAAACCAUGUACAAAUUUUUCCUUGGAGACCAAAAGUAAAGUCUCCAAGAAUGAUAUAAAUGAUACAACUUCACUUUUUCUUCCA